Molecule: messenger RNA, 2938 nt
Organism: Gigantopelta aegis
Lineage: Eukaryota; Metazoa; Mollusca; Gastropoda; Neomphalida; Peltospiridae
Product: integrator complex subunit 11-like
Exons: 18
Coding region: 107-1900 (597 amino acids)
Biological process (GO): snRNA processing
Cellular component (GO): nucleus
Source: RefSeq, a predicted model, not a curated record
GACGAAUUCACCAAUGACAAGACAACAUGUCUGCGUCCAUAAGAAAUAUCUAACAAAAAUAAAUGUGAAAUAAAUAUGUCAUUAUAACAUUACAGAUUUAAAAACAAUGGCAGAAAUUAAAGUGACACCUCUUGGAGCUGGACAAGAUGUUGGCCGCAGUUGUAUCCUUCUGACGAUCGGUGGAAAGAACAUUAUGCUGGAUUGUGGGAUGCACAUGGGAUUUAAUGAUGAGAGACGAUUUCCAGACUUUACUUACAUCACAAAGACCGAGAAACUGACUGACUAUUUUGAUUGUGUUAUUAUCAGUCACUUCCAUCUUGACCACUGUGGAGGGUUGCCGUACAUGUCAGAGAUCAUUGGAUAUGAUGGACCCAUCUACAUGACCCACCCCACCAAGGCCAUUUGUCCUAUACUGCUUGAAGACUACAGGAAAAUAAUGGUCGACCGGAAAGGAGAGAAGGAUUUCUUCACGUCCGACAUGAUCAAAGCCUGUAUGAAGAAAGUGGUCACCAUUAAUCUUCACCAGUCCAUUCAGGUGGAUGAUGAACUGGAGAUUAAACCGUACUAUGCCGGCCACGUCCUUGGAGCAGCCAUGUUCCACAUCCGAGUCGGUCAGCAGUCGGUCGUGUACACGGGUGACUACAACAUGACUCCAGACAGACAUCUUGGAGCUGCGUCUAUAGACAAGUGUCGGCCCGAUCUGCUGAUUUCUGAGUCGACUUACGCCACAACGAUACGAGACUCUAAGAGAUGUCGUGAGCGUGACUUUCUUAAGAAGGUCCAUGACUGUGUUGAUAAGGGUGGAAAGGUCUUGAUUCCGGUAUUUGCGCUGGGUCGAGCGCAGGAGCUGUGUAUUCUACUGGAGACGUACUGGGACAGAAUGAACCUCAAAGUGCCCAUCUAUUUCUCUCUCGGUCUCACUGAAAAGGCCAACCAUUACUACAAGCUGUUUAUAACGUGGACCAGUCAGAAAAUAAAGGAAACAUUCGUCAAAAGAAACCUCUUUGAAUUCAGCCACAUCAAGCCCUUUGACCGAGCCUACAUCGAAAACCCAGGUCCGAUGGUUGUGUUUGCAACUCCAGGAAUGCUGCAUGCUGGGUUGUCGUUACAGAUCUUCAAGAAGUGGGCUCCCGUCAAGGAAAACAUGAUCAUAAUGCCCGGAUAUUGUGUCGCGGGAACAGUUGGCCACAAGAUCCUGAAUGGAGUGAGAAAACUGGAAUUUGAAAAUAAACAAACUCUGGAUGUCCGCCUGUCCGUCCAGUACAUGUCGUUCAGUGCGCACGCGGACGCGAAGGGCAUCAUGCAGCUCAUCUCGCACUGUGAACCACGCAGUGUGAUGCUCGUGCACGGAGAGGCUGCCAAGAUGGGCUUCCUACAGAGCAAGAUUCAACAGGAGUUUGGUGUUGACUGUACAUUUCCAGCCAAUGGGCAGACAAUUACCAUACCAACAAAACACAGUAUCUCGGUAGACGUGUCUCUCAGUUUACUCAAGAGAGAAGCUCACCUAGCCAGCUUAUCUCCCCCUGAUCCUAAAAAGCGUAAAGUCCUCCAUGGUGCUCUGUUGGUGAAAGGCAAUAAGCUACAGCUGGUGGAGCCAAGUCACGCGUUCCGCGAGCUCGGACUGGAGGAACACCACCUACGCUUCACGUGCACAGUGACCGUGGAGGAGGACGGAUCCAUCAACCAGACGGCCGACAAAAUCUACCAGCUCAUCAGAGGAAAGCUAAAGGAAUGCCCUGUACAGUAUUCAUCAGACGGGUCCAUCACGGUGUCUGACGUUCUCAUCAAAGUGUCGGGGGACGAAGACACGAAACACAUCCUCGUGUCCUGGUCACAUCAGGAUGAAGAUCUUGGCAGUUACCUGCUGCAGCUCAUACGAACUGAGUAUACUCAGACUUGAGUCAUGUGACCCGAGUACACUCGGAUGUGAGUCAUGUGAGGGUGUCCAUUGAAAUGUUUGGCUGGUGCAUCUGUUAUAUAGACUACUGUUAUUUUGGUGACACACCUGUCCAGAGACAAAAUCUAGAAGAAUCUAGUGUUCAUAUUGGAGUGUCAUGAAAGAUUCAAUCACUGUAUGCAGUGUUUACGUUUUCUGUGCAAAGAAUCUAUGAAUAACCAAACAUUCCGAAGAAAGAAUCUGGAAGAAUCUCGUGUUCAUGCUGGAGUGUCAUGAAAUAUUCAGUCAUUGUAUACAUUGUUUACGUAUUCUGUAGAAAGAAUCUAUGAAAAGACUAACAGUUUUUGAUAAAUGAAAAAGGAAACAUUUGGAGAUGAAGUUAGAGUCGGAAUGUAGCCCAGUGCUAAACUGCUCGCCUGAUGUGUGGUCAGUUCCGUUGGUAGUCCAUUUCUCAUUCAAGCUAGUGCACCACGAAGUCUGUGGUAUGUGCUAUCCUGUGCAUAUAAAAGAUUCCUUGCUACUAGUGGAAAAAUGUAGUGGGUUUCCUCUCUAAGACUAUGUCAGAAUUACCAAAUGUUUAACAUCCAAUAGCUGAUGAUUAAUAUAUCAAUGUGCUCCAGUGGUGUUGUUCAAUAAAACAAACAACAUGAAGUGAUUAAAAUGUUAGAAAUUAGAAAAAAAACUAAACAUUUUGUCUUUCAAGCAGUCUUUAUGCAUUCUGUAGACAGAUUGUACAGAAAUACAAAAAGUUGUUGACCGAUGAAAAUGAAAACAUUUUGUGUUGUUAGAGUCAACAUGAAUUUAUUAAAAUGCGAGAGACAGUAUAUUAAAAAUCCAAUACAAUUGACAAUGUAGGAAAAUCAGAAGAUAAAAAAACGUUUUGUAUUUUUUUGAGAUGGACAUGGGUUUUUUAAAAGCACUGUGGACUGCUUGCUUGUCUCACAAAAAUCAAAUGUUUUUCACACAUGCUGUUAAAACAGAUGUCAAGAAAUCAUAUUAAGACUGAUUUCAAAUAAGGAAAAAAAUAAAUAUAUAUAUAUA